CUCGCCGUUAACUCAACGUUGUCAACGUCAUACCAUUAUUCUACGACUACUACUACUGACGCAUCUUACUGGUGUUACUGGGGACACAUUCACGAUUGUUGCUCCAACCAUUUGAGCUAUCUGAUCAUCAGAAGUAUCCUGGCCGAACUGUGCUACGGUUAUAUCCAAACGGAAGUUAAAGGGAGGUUACUGUAUAUACAAAACAACACAGUGGGUGUGACAAGCAUCCUUAAAUGCUUGUUUUUCCUUGUACAAAUCUACCAGGAGUCAAACAACUACGAGAUGAAGAAUCAGGUAGUACACACAGAAUUCGUAGACACAGGGUACGGUAAGAACUAUGUCAAGUUGCUUCAGCUAAGACGAGAGGGCGAUGCCCACCACAUUCAGGAGCUGGAGGUUAGCGUAGAACUCACCCUCAAUAACCAGCGAGAAUAUCUUUAUGGAGACAACACCGACAUCAUCGCCACCGAUUCACAGAAAAACACCGUCUACAUUCUUGCCAGAAAAUUUGGGGUGAAGACCCCAGAACAGUUUGCACUACUCCUGUGUAACCACUUCCUCACAAAGUACAGUCAUGUGGACAAGGCAAAAGUCUACAUUGAACAGGCUCCUUGGAAAAGGAUGGAAAUCGAUGGGGAUAAACAUGUCCACGCAUUUCUGAUCAGCGAUGAAGCCACACGGUUCUGUGACUGUGUACAGGCCAGAGGAGGCAAACCUUUGGUGUCUGCUGGCCUGAAAAAGAUGAAGAUUCUGAAAACAACACAGUCAGCCUUUACAGGGUUUGUGAAGGACGAGUUCCGGACACUGCCUGAUGCUAAUGACCGAUUGUUCUGUACCGUGGUCGAUUCCAAAUGGUGGUACAACACUGUGGACCAUGUCAACUUUGACAAAGUAUGGGACACAGUGAAGCAGGUGAUACUGGAGACAUUUGCCGGCCCAGCACAUGAGGGUGUGUUCUCUCCCUCCGUACAGAAUACUCUCUUCAUCACAGAGAAACAUGUACUGGCUGGAGUUCCUCAGAUAGAGAAGAUGGAGAUGGAGCUCCCCAAUGUCCACUACUUUGGUGUCGACUUCACUCGAUUCCCAAAGAUCAACUUUGAAAAUAAUACAAAUGAAAUCUACAUGCCGACUGACAAACCAUCAGGAAACAUCCGUGCUGCCAUAGAGAGGAAACACAUGUCAAAGCUGUAAAGAUGAACAAUGGCCGAUAGUUGUUUAUAAUGCAUAGCUAACGUCUUCUGAGGAUAGUUAAAUCAUGAUGUUGUUGAGAAUCUGGACAUUAUUUCAUCCUAAAAUAACACUGUGAAACUAUACCUGGUUAUAACCUCAACAGAUAGACAUAAAGGUUUCAUAAAGGUUUCAGUACAUUAAAUUUUCUUAUUGUACGCGACAUCAAAUUGAAUUCCAAUGGAGCAGGACAACAUGAAAGGAUAAAAUUGUGUGAAUGAUUACUAACAGUGCUAUAAACGAUCCUUUUAAGACAAAAAUUAACAAAAGUUGAAAAGUAGCAUACACAUUUGUAUGUCAUUAAUCAGGACUCAAGUUAUAUACAAAAUAUCAGAAUAAAGAAAACCUGACAAUAUGUCAAUCAUGACUUAUAUCUGGUCACAUUUUACUGUAUUGCUUUCAGAUUUGUAAGGAACAUGUUGAGGAAUGGUCAUUUGAUAAAAUAUAUGUUUGUUGAAUCAGUACAUGCGAGUCCUUAUAGCAGGUUUUCCAGAUCAAUGGAGCCCAGAUUGACAAGGUUUGACAGUACAAACUAAAUACAAAACAAAUUUUAAUAUGGGUUGGGAUAAAAGGUUAUAUUUAAAUUUCAGUUUUAUGUUUCAUUGGCUGUGAUUGGUUAGGUCAGGGCUAAUUUUGAUAACAAGACAGGUAAUUCUUGAAUCGCUGCCAAAAAAUUACUGCAAAAAACUAUGCCUAUGCGAAUAGCUAUGAUAUCCUCUCCCCCAUUAGUAUAGCAGUGGUGCCCGCUCCUUCUAUGGGUAGUGUUGUGGUGACCCCUGUCCCUUUAGUAUAAAUGUAGAAAUGAUGCCCCAACCCUUUGGGGCAUAUAACUGGUUCCCCCUUUCCCCCAGUGGUAAAGCAGUGGUGCUCCUCCCACUUUGGGUAAAGAAAUGGUGCCCUCUCAUUUUGUAAGAAUAGUGCUCACUGCCCCUGAUAUGGAUAUUUACAGCAGUGCUUCCCCCCCCCCACCCCACCCUAUUUGUUUAACAUUCAGAUGCCCAUUUUCCUAUGGAUAUAGCAGUGGGGCCCAAUGGGAAAUGGGAGCAACUAUAUAAAAGACUUCUCCUUGAGGUUGAUGAAUCUAUAAAACUAUGCAUUGUAUACGUAUACAUAAUAUAUUCAUACUGCUGAUGUUUUGAACUUGUUUCAUAUAUUCAUUCUCAGCUGGUGUUUAAUUUAUUUAAUCAGAAAAAUAUAUAUAUAUGAUCCAGAUGAACUGUUCAAGCCCAUGGACUUCUAGUCUGUUGAAUCAAGUAAUCAAAAUGAAGAUGUCAGUGUUUUGAAUAUGUUGACCUCUAUACACAAUUUUAAGCAACAAGUCUUGACCCCAUACACAUCGUCAAUAGUAAGUCUAGACCCCUGCACAGCUGUCAAUUUAUUGUUGACCUCUGUGCACUGCACUUACACUGUAAAAUCAUUGAUUUGCAGAGACUACUUACAAGAGGGGGCUGCAGUAUUAAAAUAGAUAUCUGUAAACAGUAUUCACUGUUAGCACUUUGUUUACUCUGCAAUACAUGUAUACUCACCAUCAAGUUACUUAUACACAGCUAUACAGUGUUCUAAAGUCAAGAUAUCUGCUCUGUACAAUUUCUACUGAUGAUUAAAUUGUUAUAUUCUAGAUGUGAAACAGAUAUUUGCUCACAAUCACCAAAAUUGUUCAUAAUCUCAAAACAUGAUGACUUGAUGAAAGGUGCUUUAUUAUAAGAAAUCCAUGUAAUUAUGCAGUUAUUCUAUUUAGUUAUACAGUAUAUUGUUAAGUCUACAUAUUGUGUAUGCUCAUUAAUAUUGGAAAAAGUAUAUAAUAAAGUUGAGUUUCA
Molecule: messenger RNA, 3044 nt
Organism: Mizuhopecten yessoensis (Yesso scallop)
Lineage: Eukaryota; Metazoa; Mollusca; Bivalvia; Pectinida; Pectinidae
Product: uricase-like
Exons: 9
Coding region: 283-1191 (302 amino acids)
Biological process (GO): urate catabolic process; purine nucleobase catabolic process
Cellular component (GO): peroxisome
Molecular function (GO): urate oxidase activity
Source: RefSeq, a predicted model, not a curated record